UAGUGUGGCUUCAUAUAUGUGACGUCAAAUCAGCUGGGUGAAAGAGCUGCGAAGGAGGAGCUGGGAAACGAGGAGAGCUGGAGGGACGUGAAUAUUAAGACAUUGCCUGUGUAUGUUGGUCAUAGAGGAACACAGCCAUGAGACCACUGCCCUGCCUUUGUCUUGUGGUGUUGAUGGCAGUACCAGCACUUCAGGAGGGAGUUCAGGAGGGAGUGUCAUCCCUAGAAUGUCCAGCUUAUUGGUGUCUGAAACUGCAGUCACACCAACCCCACGUUCCGGUGUCAUAAAGCCCAUAGACAAGUCCCUCAAGACAACCUCAGUGACCAAGAAAAGGAAAGCUAAGAAGACCAUUCAUUUAUGUCCAAACAACACGGAUGUAGUAUCUUGCUACUCUAUUUCCCACCACAACUAUGAGUUCAACAUUACUAAAUCCUCCCCAUGUGUAAUUAAGUGCAGUUAUGACCCACGGGAGCUGCGACCCUUGAGGCUGGAUAUCCACCAGAAAUCCAGAGACCCGAUACAUCAUCCAACAUUUGUGUCAGUCCAGCAGGACCAUUACAUCACCUCCUGGACCCUGCCAAUCAUUUCUCCCACCAGAGGACAAGAUCAGAUAUUUACAUCCCUUGAGACUCUGCUGUGUCCACCAGCAAAUGAAACAGAAGAAGUUGUGGAGGUCAGUGUGUCUGUCAGAGGGUCAGACCCCAGAGAGAUUCAGAUGGCUUUGAAAAAUGUGUCUUUUGUUCUUCAGAAGGAAGUGAAUGUUACGGUGAUAGUUACUCCUGUGUCUCCGUGGUACAAGCGCUACCAAUGGGCUCCAUAUGAAGAGUCUGUCCUCAUUACUGCUGAUAGUGAUUCAGACAUUUGCAGUGUCUUGAUUCUUCAAAAUGCCAAGUGUCCUGUGAAUUCGGAGUUGUCUGGACUGGUGAACAGAGGGCGGUACCAGACCUUCAGUAGGCAGGCUGGCAUGGUGGCUCACAGGACACACUUCCCUGAGGGGGUUCAUGUUAUAGUGCUUUCUCUGCCUGAUGAUGAUGCAUGCAUCCUGAAUAUCUUAGGCUCCAGCUACAACAACAGCCGUGACUCAAGGACCAAGACUGUGAGGCUGGAGGCUUACAAUCACACAACAAUAGCAUCAACGUGGUACAUAUUCUGCAUCACUGCCUUCAUCCUCACCGUCAUCGCCAUUGUUGUCACCAUGCUGAUUUGUGCCAUAACCAAGAGGACUUUAUCUUGUUUGGGUGAAAGUAGUGAGGAUGAGGCUCCCUUAGUGGGCGAGUCUGGCAGUCGGCCCUCAUGUCAUGUGGAAGUUACCAGAGGAAUGUUCUCGUUUGGCAGCAUGCGGCAUGACCAACAUGGCAGACCUUCACAUCGGAGAAACAACCAUUAUUCCGGUGAACAAGAAGCAGAUGGCAUACAGAGAGGGGCUGAUGAAGACAGUAUUGGACAAGUUGCCUUUAGUGGCAGGCUGACUCUUGAUGCUCCAGGGGCAGUUGAAGGAGUCAAUUCACACAGGGAUGUCCGAGCUGUUGUACCUUUCCACCCACCCUCCUUCCUGCCAGCCACUACUCACGCACCAGAGGGCGAAUCCUCCAACAUCAGUGAAUCAUUCAAUCCUCGCUGUGUGCUGUGGUGGAAGACUGUGGCAGUGCACGAGGCAGGCACAGGUGAAGCCCAAGUAUCAGAGGUUGGAUUUCAAAACAGCCUGGUCAUCAUGGGGGUGUUUGCAGCGCUUCCCACUGGCCAGCUCCUCCGCUCGUACCUGAGGAUGGUGUUGGAUCACGGCCAAGAAGAUCAGUGCUUCUGGAACUCUCGUUGCCUGACAGCCUUUGGCUUCUUGCCAGACUUUGCUCGAGUGUUUACCAAUUAUGGAUACAUUGUGCUCGGCAUCUCCUUCAUCAUCAUUGUGAAGAAACACAAGAAUUUGACCCACAGAAUUCUUCAGCAUUUCAGUGCCAGAGAUAGUGUGGGUGUGACUCACUGCUAUGGACUCUUUGUUUCCUUGGGGUAUGGUCUUGUCCUGCAGGGAGUCAUGUCAGCCUUGUAUCACACUUGUCCCAACAGUGUCACCAUCAAGUUUGAUAUGAUGUUCAUGUACGUGAUGAUGGUGGUUGCCAUAGUGACCAUCUGGGGGUUGCGGCACAGUGACGUCACUCACCACGUGUAUCCCACCGUCAUCACCGUGGGCCUGGCACUCUUGGUGGCUGAAGCACGCCUGUGGCUGAGCCGUGGUUGGUUCUGGGGUCUGCUGUCUACUGUCUACAUCAUUCUUUUGCUCUCCAAUGCUGUCCUUGUGUCAACCUAUGGCAUUUGGUCCUUCUCAUUAUCCAAACUGUGGCAUGUGUGGAGUGCUUGGAAGCCUAUUGGAGAGAAGCUGAGCAAUGUACUGAGUGAGCAGGACACCAGCCACAAGCCCAUGGAGGUGGUACGGGUGUUGGUUGGUGUGGGCAGCAACAUUGGUCUUAUUCUGUUUGGCAUCCUGGCCGACCCUGAUGUGUACAACUUCAUUCUGGUCGUGUGUCUUGUCAACUUGGGCCUUUAUUUUGCCAAUUAUGUGAUGAUGAAGAAGCUGUUGUUUAAAGAGAAAGGAACAGUUUUAGCCUGGGUGUGUCUGGCUCUCUCCAGCGUGUUCUGGAUCAUUGCCCUUGUCUUUUUCUUCCAGCGCCGCACUGACUCUGAGAGAUCUCCAGCAGACUCUAGAAGCAAGAACUCUCCUUGUGAUUUCCUGUCUGUCUUUGAUGAGCAUGACAUAUGGCACAUCACUUCAGCAUUUGCACUCUUCUUCUUCUUUGUCGCUCUACUUACCAUGGAUGACGACCUCUGCAACAAACCAUCACAGGAGAUCAAGGUUGCUUAGUGUUGGUCCUUUUCUCCCUCCAUGGUAUCAGAGAGAGAGAGAGAGAGAGAGUAUAGAUAAUAAGAGAAAUAUAUUAGAAAAUGUUUUUUUGAGUCCAUCAAAGCUAGACAUACAUAGUGGUAUUUUGGUAUACUAUUUAAUGUAAGUUGAAAUCAAAUGUCUUUUGAAUAACUUAAGUUGAAAAGGUUGUAUGUAUGUUUAAAGGCUGAUCUUUAUUAAUAUGUGGAUCAUACUGACUAGUAACUUAAAAUGUUGAAAUGUUAAUGAGGUAAUGAAAGACGAUUGUGUGUUUUCUUGUCUUGGUCUCAUAUCUGCAGGUAGGUUAAGAAUGGCUAUUUUCUAUAUAUGUCAUUUAGAUCUAUCAUUUUUUGUAGAUCUUUGUCUCAUUGCAUUCUCUCUUGUAAUGUUUUAAAUUGGGGUCUACCAGCUAGUUCCUUCCCUGGACUACUAAAGUCUUACCACAUGUCAAGUGUGUUCCUCCUCUGCCAAGUCCCUACAGUUGUCUGGCAAAGCUCAUCAGAAGCCUGGCCCUGUGAUACCCCAACCAUCCACCACUGAUCCCCACCUCUCCCCACCCAUUCCUUGUAAGCUGGUCACAAUGGUAAGGACUAUUGCUGGGAUGGGCUCUAAUCAGCAAGGCAAAAGCAGUCCCAUGUUUCUGUGUUUGUAUGUGCUAGUUGCCCUCAAUCAAAACAGCAGCUUUUUGGAUCAUGAAAUAGAAUAACUACUUGUGCUUUGCUUCCUGCCAUUCCCCUGCAACAUUCAUAAUUAGAGUUGGUUUGAGGCUUCUACAAUAUCAAAGGAGAAUUAUGUAGCACCUCUUGCUGGUUCACUUUCUCCAUGGGAUGAGUUGCCACUUACGAAAUACAUAUUGCUUACUGCUAUUAAGAUUAUUCAGUUCCAUGCUAUUUCUCAUCCUUGGUAAACAAUAUUUUUUAUAUUUAACAAUUAUUCUAUUAUUUUUUUGUGAUUUUUAUUUGUAUUUGAAGCUGGAAGGUAAUGUAUGUUUGUUUUAUAUAAGUUUGCAUCUAAAUUAGGAAAAUAUUUUUAUUAUUUUUAUGAAUUUUAAGCUAAGUGGUCUAAGUGUCUGAGUUUGCCCUCUGAUUUGUGCCCAGACAGGCCCACAUAGUGAAAUCCUUUGAAUAAAUGUUUGUCUCACAUGGCAAGACCCAGUGCCACAGGUCCACCUGUGUAAUGACCCAGUCUGUUAUACAAGAAAUGGCCAUUCUUUUAUCAUUUAUUCAAAUUUGUAAUUAAGAAAAAUUGUAAAACUUUUGAAAUGUUUUUGUGUAAUUUAUGAAAUAAAGGUUUGCCAUAG
Messenger RNA from Portunus trituberculatus (swimming crab), 4172 nucleotides. RefSeq names its product SID1 transmembrane family member 2-like. Gene Ontology annotation, cellular component: membrane. The transcript has 17 exons. Lineage: Eukaryota; Metazoa; Arthropoda; Malacostraca; Decapoda; Portunidae. The record is from RefSeq and is a predicted model, not a curated record. Bases 113 to 2854 code for a protein of 913 amino acids.